CUUUGGUCCGACCCGCUGUUCCUCCUGCUGGCCAGGAAAAGCCCUUCAGACCCUAAGUUCCAUGGCUGCGGCGGGGUCUGUGAAGGUGGCGUUACAGGUGGUGGAGGUGCUGGAAACCAUCGUGAGCCGCUGCGUAGGGCCCGAGGGCCGGCAGGUUUUGUGUACGAAGCCCACCGGCGAGGUAAUGCUCAGCCGGGAUGGAGGCCGCCUCCUGGGGGCGCUGCACAUAGAGCAUCCCGUAGCCAGGAUUGUAUUGACAUGUGUCUCCAGUCAUCUCAAAAAAACAGGAGAUGGUGCUAAAACAUUCAUUAUCUUUCUUUGCCAUUUACUCAGAGGACUUCAUGCAAUCUCAGAAAAAGAGAAGAAUUCUUUGAUUUCUGACAAUAUUCAGACCCAUGAAAGGCAUUGGAAAAAUUGUUGUCAGUGGAAAUGUAUUUCCCAAGCUCUGCUAAUGUUUCAGACACAAAUAUUAGACUGUAUUAUGGACCAAUACUUAAGUAGACACUUUCUUUCCAUCUUUUCUUCAUCUGCUAAAGAGAGAACGUUGUGUAGGAGCUCUUUAGAAUUAUUGUUAGAAGCGUAUUUUUGUGGAAGAGUGGGAAGAAAUAACCACAGAUUUAUUUCACAGUUGAUGUGUGACUACUUUUUCAAGUGUAUGACUUGUACAAGUGAGACUGAAGUAUUGGAGUUAGUGGAUGACUGUUUUAUAGAGCUGAACGUUGGGGUCACUGGCCUUCCUGUUUCAGAUUCUAGGAUCAUAGAUGGGCUUUUGCUUCACAGAGAUUUUUCUAUUUACUGCCCAGUAGAUGGUGACAUAAGAAUGGUGAUAGUAACAGAAAUCAUUCAGCCUCUUUUUUCAACUUCUGGAUCAGAAUUUAUUCUAAGUUCAGAAGCGCAAUUUCAGACAUCUCAGUUUUGGAUUAUGGAAAGGACAAAAGCAAUAAUGAAACAUUUGCAUAGUCAGAAUGUAAAAUUGCUCCUAUCUAGUGUGAAGCAACCAGAUUUAGUUAUAUAUUAUGCAGGCCUGAGUGGCAUAUCAGUGGUGGAGUGUUUAUCAUCAGAAGAAGUUUCUCUUAUCCAAAGGAUCAUUGGUAUCUCUCCAUUUGUAUUACCAGAGGCCUCUUCAUGGUAUGAAAUUUCUAACACUGCUUUGGUGAAAUUUUGUAAACCUUUUAUUCUUAGAUCCAAAAGGUAUGUUCAUCUUGGCUUGAUUAGCACAUGUACAUUUAUACCACACUGUAUAGUUCUUUGUGGACCAGUGCAGGGUUUGGUUGAACAACACGAGAGUGCUUUACAUGGAGCAUUCAAAAUGCUUCGGCAGUUAUUUAAAGACCUUGAUCUAAAUUAUGUAAUACAAGCCAGUGACCAAAAUGACACAUCAAGUCCUCUUAUUCACAAAAAUAGUAGAGAAAGUAGUCAGUUACCUGAAAUUAGUAAUCACUCCAUACAAAGGCCAUAUCAAGAUAUAGUUGUAAAGAAUGGAGAUGAAUUGGAAAAAACUCAGGCAUAUUUAAAUGUAUAUUCAAAUUUGGUAAUUUCAAGUAGAGGAUUAGAAACACAUAUUCCGUGUUCAACACCAAAACUGACACCAACAAAUACUUUCCAAAUAGAUGAUACACUAAAGUGUUUGUCUCCAGAAAAAAACAGAAUAAUUGAUGACUAUGAACUUGAACUAUUAGCUGAUAAUAAUUUAACUGGUAAUCCUACAACUGAAAACACUAGAAUAGAAAUUUCUUAUGAAAAUUUACAAGUUACAAAAAUUGAUAGAACAGGGAGCAAGUUACCAGUGAGAUAUAAGUCAUUGGAUUUGUGUACUUCCCAGAGUUACCAUUCCUCAUCUGUGCCAGCAGGUAGUGUUUUGCCAGUGGGUGGUAAUUUUGAGAUUUUGUUACAUUACUAUCUUCUCAACUAUGCCAAAACAUGCCAGCCAUCAGAAGAGGCCAUGGUUAGUACAUUAAUUGCUAAUGCACUGUUAGGCAUUCCAAAAAUCCUUUUUAAGGCUAAGAAAGUAAAUUACAGCUUCCCACAAAUAUAUUUGAGAACUCUCCAUGCACUGCAAACCAAUCAACUCAUGGUAAGCAGUCAGGAGGGUUUGGAAUCAGUAAUUGGUAAAUACCAGUUGCUAACUUCUGUUCUUCAGUGUUUGACAAAAAUAUUAACCAUUGAUCUGGUGAUCAAUAUCAAGAGGCAACCUCAGAAAAUUUAUGAUCAAGAUUCAGAAGAUGAACUUUAAUAUUGGACUUUGUUGUUAAUCAACUUUUAAUCCAGCUCAAGGCGUAAAGCAGGCAUGUAACUACUCAUUCUCAUUCAGUUCACUCUAUUAGGAAAACAGAAUAACUUCAUAAGUUUUUUUAAAGAAAUAUACUAAAGUCAUCAGACCAUUCAGAUGCAAAUAUUAAAUUACUUUGUGGAACUAAACUAAGGCAGAAAUGGAGUUCCAGCUAAAUGUGUCUCUUUCCCCUUACAUUUCUCUGUAUCUCAGCUCUGUAUUAUUCUUUUUCAGUGAGUAUGUUUCUUUAGAGUUUUCACUUCUGAAUUUUUUCUCUAUUCUCUUUCCCCUUCCUAUAUUUAUUUCAUAGAAUCAAUUUCAAAUUUAGAAGGGAUCUUCAAAUGCUACCUUACUUUAAUUUUUUUGUAAACAACUAAACAUGUAAAUGUUAUUUACUGCAGUUAAAAUAAUUUUAUGUACUCAUAAUUUGUAAAGCAGUAAGUAAAAGUCACAGUUGUCCUUUUAAAAGGAUACAAAUAAAAUUAGGUUUAAUUUCA
This is a messenger RNA of Urocitellus parryii (Arctic ground squirrel), 2766 nucleotides long. RefSeq names its product Bardet-Biedl syndrome 10 (gene Bbs10). Gene Ontology annotation, biological process: chaperone-mediated protein complex assembly. Lineage: Eukaryota; Metazoa; Chordata; Mammalia; Rodentia; Sciuridae. The record is from RefSeq and is a predicted model, not a curated record. Gene Ontology annotation, molecular function: ATP binding.